AUGCUUGGAAAAAAUGAGGCUUUCAAUCGUACAACGGCUCGUAGCAUUAAGCUCCUAUUGCUGGUUGUGUUUAUUUGCAUAUUUAUGUUGAAGAACCUAGCUGCUUCCGAAAUCAAUUUCGCUAAAAGGGAAGUCGAGAACAACGACGACCAGGGCGACAACGACGACAACCACUGCGAGAACGACGGAGACGAUGAUUCCUGUGACGUCAGCGGUAAACAACCCCAUAUUGUCGUGGUAUUGAUUGAUGACGCAGGUUGGAAUGACGUUGGUUGGAACAAUGACUUCAUGCCAACACCAGUGUUGAAUGAACUUGCGUAUAAUGGUGUUAUUCUUAAUAACAUGUAUGCACAACCACUUUGUACUCCUUCACGUAUUGCGCUGUUAACUGGUAGAUAUCCAGCAAAAGUCGAUAUGCAGCACUCUGUGGUUCUACCAUCGCAGCCAUAUUAUUUGCCUAGUGAAUACUCUACACUGGCCAACAAACUGAAGGAGGUCGGUUACAUGAACCAUGUUGUUGGCAAAUGGAAUAUUGGUUCGUGUAAUUGGACUUAUACACCCCUGUGGCGUGGAUUUGAUUCCCAUUAUGGAUGUUAUGAAGCUACAAUAUCGGACUAUGAAACACACAUGUUGAACUGGCCGCCUAACCGACAACCACCGUUAUUUACUGGUAUUGAAUUUAGAGACAACACCGGAGUGGUCACCCACCAAAAUGGAACUCACAAUACGUUUUUAUUUACUGAAAGGGCAGAGAAAAUUGUUAGAAAUCACAAUCCAUCCUCUCCAUUAUUUCUCUACGUUGCGUAUAUGAUACCACACUUCCCACUCCAAGUUCCGGCUGGAUUUGAAGAAUCUGUACAAGUCGAUGACGCUGAUAGGAAAAUUGUUGGCGGCAUGAUGGCAGCCAUAGAUCAAGGUGUGGGUAACAUCACACAGGCCUUGAAAGACACUGGCAUUUGGGAUGACACACUGUUUGUGUUCCUCAGUGACAAUGGCGGUGAUGACUUAUUUGCUGGUUCGAACUAUCCGUACAGAGGGAACAAAGCCUCGACGUUUGAGGGCGGUAUGAAAGUGCCCGCAUUCUUCCACGGCAGCAUGUUGCAAGAUCCGUCAACUAUGAACAACGAGUUAUACCAUUUCACCGAUGUAUUUGCAACUUUAGUGAGCGUUGCCGGCGGGGAGUUAGAUCAAUGGUUUCGUCCUGCUGAAAACCCCAGUGCUCCAAUACCUGAUGUGCCAUUAAUUACUGAAAAUGAAAAUAACAGAUUUCUGUUUAACUUAAAAGAUGAUCCAUUGGAAACCAAUAAUCUGUACUACGAUCCGGAUGAACAGAAUGUUGUUAUUGAAAUUGAGCAGCGUCUCGAGGAAUACAGAGCUAGUAUCUCUCCGAUUUGGUAUCCAGACGAGUUGGAUCCGAGAAGUGAUCCGGCUAAAUUCGGUGGUUUUUGGACACCAGGGUGGUGUUGA
Messenger RNA from Saccoglossus kowalevskii, 1467 nucleotides. Its product is annotated as arylsulfatase B-like. Lineage: Eukaryota; Metazoa; Hemichordata; Enteropneusta; Harrimaniidae. Gene Ontology annotation, molecular function: sulfuric ester hydrolase activity. The record is from RefSeq and is a predicted model, not a curated record.